Messenger RNA from Arabidopsis arenosa, 2475 nucleotides. The record is from the annotation of a GenBank genome assembly. NCBI's taxonomy places the organism in Eukaryota, Viridiplantae, Streptophyta, Magnoliopsida, Brassicales, Brassicaceae.
CAAAAACCUCAAGAAAUCUUCUUCCAUGGCGGAUUCAAGCUCUCCUCUCCCUCCUCUUUGUGAAAGGAUCUCACACAAAAGCUAUUUAUUAAGAGCUGUGGAUCUCACUAUUCUAGGCCUUCUAGUUUCUCUUCUAUUGUACCGAAUCCUACAUGUGAACCAAAACGACACCGUUUGGGUCGUGGCUUUCCUCUGUGAAUCUUGUUUCUCCUUCGUAUGGUUGCUUAUUACCUGCAUAAAAUGGAGUCCUGCUGAUUAUAAAACAUAUCCUGAUAGACUUGAUGAAAGGGUUCAUGACCUUCCAUCGGUAGAUAUGUUCGUGACCACAGCGGAUCCAGUUAGGGAGCCGCCGAUUAUCGUUGUAAACACUGUGCUUUCACUGUUAGCUGUGAAUUAUCCGGCAAACAAACUAGCUUGUUAUGUGUCGGACGAUGGAUGUUCACCCCUCACUUACUUCUCUCUCAAGGAAGCUUCUAAGUUUGCCAAGAUUUGGGUUCCUUUCUGCAAGAAAUACAACGUUAGAGUUAGAGCUCCUUUUAUGUACUUCUUGAACCCUCCGGCCGCAACAGAAGGUUCUGAAUUCGGUAAAGACUGGGAAAUGAUGAAGAGGGAGUACGAGAAGCUAAGCAAGAAAUUAGAAGAUGCCACCGGAAGCUCCCAUUGGUUGGAUGCAGAAGAUGACUUUGAAGCUUUCUCAAACACAAAACCAAAUGAUCAUUCAAUUAUUGUUAAGGUGGUAUGGGAAAACAAGGGAGGUGUGGGAGACGAGAAAGAGGUCCCUCAUGUUGUAUACAUUUCAAGAGAAAAAAGACCAAAUUACUUUCAUCAUUACAAAGCUGGAGCCAUGAACUUUCUGGUAAGAGUGUCAGGGUUGAUGACAAAUGCACCAUACAUGUUGAACGUAGACUGCGACAUGUAUGCCAAUGAAGCAGAUGUGGUGCGACAAGCAAUGUGUAUAUUUCUGCAAAAAUCAGUGAAUUCAAACCAUUGUGCUUUUGUUCAAUACCCUCAAGAUUUCUAUGAUUCUAACGCCGAUGAACUCACCGUCUUACAAUUAUACUUGGGACGAGGAAUUGCGGGAAUCCAAGGACCGUUGUAUGGGGGCUCAGGAUGCUUCCAUACUAGAAGAGUUAUGUACGGUCUUUCUCUAGAGGAUUUAGAAGACGAUGGAAGUCUUUCCUCAAUUGCUACUAGGAAGUAUUUGGCUGAGGAGAGUCUAGCGAGAGAAUUUGGCAAAUCUAAGGAGAUGGUGAAAUCAGUGGUCGAUGCGUUACAAAGAAAAUCAUAUCUUCAUAACAUCCUUAAAGACUCUCUAGAAGCGGCUCAAGAAGUGGGACAUUGCCACUACGAGUACCAAACCAGCUGGGGCAACACCAUUGGUUGGUUAUACGAUUCAACAGCGGAAGAUGUGAACACGAGUAUCGGAAUCCAUUCGAGGGGGUGGACUAGCUCAUAUAUUAUUCCGGAUCCACCGGCGUUUCUAGGGUGUAUGCCACAAGGAGGACCGCAUGCAAUGGUUCAACAGCGACGAUGGGCGACCGGACUGCUUGAAGUCCUUUUCAACAAACAAAGUCCGUUGAUUGGGAUGUUUCGCCGGAAAAUAAGAUUCCGACAAAGCUUGGCUUAUCUUUACGUUUUCAGUUGGGGUCUAAGGUCGAUACCGGAGCUCUUCUAUUGUCUCUUGCCUGCUUAUUGCCUACUCCACAACGCUGCCUUAUUUCCCAAGGGAGCUUAUUUGGGUAUAAUCGUCACGCUUGUGGGGAUGCAUUGUCUUUACACUCUAUGGGAAUUUAUGAGCCUUGGUUUUUCCGUACAAUCGUGGUAUGCUUCCCAAUCAUUUGGGAGGAUAAAAACCACUUGUAGUUGGUUAUUUAGCAUCCUUGAUAUCAUACUCAAGCUUCUUGGAAUCUCGAAAACCGUCUUCAUAGUCACUAAAAAGACUAUGCCUGAGACCAAGUCAGGGUCUGGAUCCGAAAAAUCUCAAGGAGAAGUUGAUUGUCCAAACAUAGAUUCCGGUAAAUUUGAAUUUGAUGGUUCGCUUUAUUUUUUGCCUGGCACAUUUAUUGUGUUGGUAAAUCUAGCCGCUCUAGCCGGUUGUUCGGUGGGUCUACAACGGUUGAGUCCUCGUCACGGGGGAGGUGGUUCUGGUUUGGCAGAGGCUUGUGGAUGUGUCUUGGUGGUUAUACUGUUCCUUCCAUUUCUAAAGGGUAUGUUUGAGAAGGGAAAAUAUGGUAUCCCAUUGUCUACUCUUUCUAAAGCUGCAUUUUUAGCAAUGUUAUUUGUUGUUUUCUUUAUGGGAAACUAGUAGUGCACUAGUGUGAUAUGGGUUUGUUAUGCACCUAUCGUUAAGUGUAUCAUGACAUUGUCUCAAUUGAUAAUGCUAUUUAUGCAAUUAGUUUUAUAAUAUUGAUUGUCAAACUAACUAAUGUGAAACCAUUCAAAGCGUUUAAUUACAAAUGAACGUUAUUCUGACAA